This is a messenger RNA of Loa loa (African eye worm), 2338 nucleotides long. RefSeq names its product camk/dcamkl protein kinase. The record is from RefSeq and is a predicted model, not a curated record. Bases 197 to 2170 code for a protein of 657 amino acids. NCBI's taxonomy places the organism in Eukaryota, Metazoa, Nematoda, Chromadorea, Rhabditida, Onchocercidae. Gene Ontology annotation, molecular function: ATP binding; protein kinase activity. Gene Ontology annotation, biological process: protein phosphorylation; intracellular signal transduction. The transcript is spliced from 17 exons.
AUGUAAAAAAAUAAUUAACGAAGUAUGCUGAAGACAAAUUGAACAAAUCAUUUAAGAAAUAAAGAAAAACAAUUUGGCAUACAAUGCAGCAAGGAAUGGUUGCACAAGUAGCAGUGAUAGCACGACUUCAAUAACAGCAAUUGAAUCAACAGAGCCGGAAUCAAAAGAUUCACCAACAUCUGUUAUCGAUACUGCCAUGGAGCAGCCACAGUAUGAUAUGUCCCGCAGCAGUGGAACUGCCACAGGAGAUAUGACAGCCAGUACCUCAGCAUCGGAUGUCCCUCCUUCGGCUACAUCUAUUGGGCAACAGUCAGGCUCCACCACCUCACAUAAUCCAGGGACACCAAUGCCGUUCCGUUGCUUUCCCGGUAGUAAAGCCAAACGUGUUCGGUUUUAUCGGAAUGGGGACCAGUAUUUUAAGGGUAUGUGGUAUGCAAUAUCGGUGGAAAGAGUACGGUCUUUCCAGGCCCUUCUGGGUGAUCUGACGAGAACACUAACUGAUGCUGUCAAUUUACCGCAUGGUGUUCGUUAUGUCUUUUCUCUUGAUGGUUCCCAUAAACUGUCUUCAUUGGAAGAAUUUGAAGAUGGCGAAGGUUAUGUUUGUUCAAGUUCGGAGGUAUACAAACGGGUUGACUAUGAGAAUGCUCGCGAACCAACUUGGCGUAUAUCGCUGGCCGGUUCUUCUCCAAUACCUUUAAUGGUGAAUUCACCCUUGAAGCAGGAACCAAAUGAUUUUGUCUAUCCAAGAAUUAUCACUAUUAUUAGGAAUGGCGUUAAACCACGUCGUGUUGUACGGCAUUUAUUAAAUAAGCGGACUGCAAGAUCUUUCAUUCAAGUAAUCCAGGAUAUAACAGCUGUGGUUAAGCUUGACAGUGGUGCAGUGCGAAAGUUAUAUGCACUUAAUGGCAAAGAAGUUACUUGUUUGGCGGACUUUUUCGGUGAAGAUGAUGUAUUUAUUGCAUAUGGAAAAGAAAAAAUGAGCGUAGAUGAUUUUUACGUUGUUUCAGAAGAAUCGAAAAGGCUUUAUAGUUUACGAUCACGUACACCCCGUGGUAAACCACCGCGAAGGAGAAUGCCAGCGAGGAAUGAAACGUUGCGAGAAGAUCGUGCCGGAUGUGUGGUUCCUGAUUCCGAAAUGAGUCGACAUCUUCCUUUACCUCUUGAUAAUGUAAUGCAUUUGGUUCGGUUAAUCGGUGAUGGUAAUACAGCUCUGGUUUAUGAAACGAUGUGCAAGAGAACUCGGGCGAGGAAAGCACUAAAAGUAAUUAGCCACGAAAAUGUCAUCGGAAAGGAAGAGUUGAUUAAGUCGGAAAUUGCCAUAAUGCGAAGGAUUUCACACGAUUUUAUCGUACAAAUGCACAAUUGUUGGGAAUUUGAAGGAUCUUUUUAUUUAUCGUUGGAGCUUAUUACGGGUGGUGAUUUAUUCGAAUAUCUUUGUCAAGUACGUCAUGUCACUGAGCGAUCUGCCGCAGGCCUUUUAAAUUGCUUGGCAUCUGCGCUUGAGUACUUGCAUAAUUUAAAUAUAGUGCAUCGUGAUGUUAAGCCGGAAAAUUUGCUGGUUUAUACUUGUCCGUUCACGGGAGACUUGCGAUUAAAGUUGGCCGAUUUUGGUUUGGCUGUGGAAAUGAGUGAAGAGCCACUGAGAGUGAUCUGUGGUACACCAACCUACGUUGCACCUGAAGUCCUUGCAGAGCUUGGAUACGAUCACAAGGUGGAUCUGUGGGCUGCAGGCAUCAUUCUUUAUGUACUUUUAUGUGGUUUUCCACCUUUUCAAAGUGCCAAUGGUAGUCAGGAACAACUAUUCGAACAAAUUUUAAGUGGACGUUUCUCAUUCCCGCCACCUAUUUGGGAUAAGAUUUCAUAUUCUGCCAAAGGCCUCAUACAAGGAUUAUUGCAGCUGGACGUUGAGGAACGAUUUUCGGCUUUGCAAAUCCUGGAAUAUCCAUGGAUCCAGGGUUGCGGUAUAGUAAGUGAUGAUUAUGAGAAAUUGAUGGAGGCCGCAGUAAAAGCUAGUGUUCAGAAAGAGGCGCAGAGAAAUGCUUUGGAAGAAAGUGAUGUUGAAUUCUACUACUCGAGGCGAACGAGUAUGGAUGAAUUGAGCGAGAGUUCACGUCGGAAUAGUUCAUUCGAAUAUUUACCAAACAAUGAAAGCGAUAUGAAUGAUGAAUGAAUGAACGUUGGGUGCUAUAUUAGCGUCAUUUAUUACUUGAAUAUAUUAAGCUAAAAUGGGUUAUUUUGGAUUAAUUGACAUGGAACAUGUAUGAAAUAUUGCAGUUUGCUAGUUUUUCUUGCGAAAUAUUUCGGACCAGAAGAUUCUCUUCGAUCUAGAAAAUUUCGU